AUGGAGAACUGCGGCACGCUCAAGACCCAGAGCCACGUCGUUGUCCUCAGAGUGGUAGCAGGCAGCGCAAAAGACGGGUGUUUCCCCAUGGACCCGCUGGCCUACACGGACUUGGAGCCGUCGCAAACAGCGCUCGAGCUGAGAAACGCGGCAUUGUCGCGGUACGGCGACACGCAGGACGACGUGCUCGGCGGCUCUUUCCAGACGCAAACCUUGUCGUCGCUGGACAAACCGUCCUCGUCGCCGGAGACCACCUGCUACUCUGCAGAGUCGAAAUAA
Ogataea angusta is the source of this 279-nucleotide messenger RNA. RefSeq lists its product as uncharacterized. Bases 1 to 279 code for a protein of 92 amino acids. Lineage: Eukaryota; Fungi; Ascomycota; Pichiomycetes; Pichiales; Pichiaceae. The transcript has a single exon. The record is from RefSeq and is a predicted model, not a curated record.